This is a messenger RNA of Paramecium tetraurelia, 819 nucleotides long. RefSeq lists its product as uncharacterized. The transcript is spliced from 3 exons. The record is from RefSeq and is a predicted model, not a curated record. NCBI's taxonomy places the organism in Eukaryota, Ciliophora, Oligohymenophorea, Peniculida, Parameciidae.
AUGUAAAAAUUGUUGUUCACGGAGGAAGGGUUACAGAUAAUGAGAAGUAGGAAUAGCGAUCCAAUAAAACAAAACACUGAAAGUAAAGGGAUAUCAAUAAGACCAAAAUGUUUGCGAAUUCAAUCGUUAUCAAGAUAAUGUAACCGUGUCAGAGUGGGGACAUUGAAGAAUACAUUUAACUUGUCGAGCCCAGAAAAUCUACUUUAAGUUCUGCCCUUCACAAGAUAGAAGCACAAGGCGACUAGUAUACCUUAGGUGCUUUCGGUUGAUCAAUUGUACGGGAGAUAGUAGGAAGAUUUGUUGUAAAUGGCAGCAAGUCAUUUGCAUUUGCCUAAUGGAAUAGGGAAGGAUGGAAUGGGAAGACAUCACUUACAGUCAAUUCGGUUGAGAACUGGCGAUUGGUAUCAAUGGAAGAAUAUUCCGAUGCUGGCAUGCGUAGUGGACGAUUUUCAGAAGAAGUUAAAAUUGUAGUAAACAUCUGAGGAGGAAGAACAUAUGAAAGCAGAGAAACGAUAAAUACAGCAUGAGUUUGAGAUGAAGAAGGUCGAGCAGAUUCAAAGAAAAACGUAGUAAAAUUUGAAUCAGGUUUUGGAAUAGAAAUCAUUGACUUAUAAUAUAGAUCUAGACGAGUUUUGGAGGUAGAUGAAGGAGAAUAGCAAAUACUUUUAGCAUCAUACAGAUGAGAUGGUGAAGAGUAAGGCUAGCAAAAGAGAGAGAUUGGAGAAAUUUUAGAAGAAAUUUACAGAUAAAAAGGUCUACAUCCCACAAAUACAGAAGCAGAAUGUUAAUAAUAGGGAAACAGCAUAUUAUGAUAUAUGA